Messenger RNA from Sitodiplosis mosellana (orange wheat blossom midge), 8485 nucleotides. RefSeq names its product 3-phosphoinositide-dependent protein kinase 1 (gene Pdk1). NCBI's taxonomy places the organism in Eukaryota, Metazoa, Arthropoda, Insecta, Diptera, Cecidomyiidae. Bases 5293 to 7197 code for a protein of 634 amino acids. Gene Ontology annotation, molecular function: ATP binding; protein serine/threonine kinase activity. The record is from RefSeq and is a predicted model, not a curated record. The transcript is spliced from 5 exons. Gene Ontology annotation, biological process: intracellular signal transduction; peptidyl-serine phosphorylation.
UGAAACAUAAACAAAUUCAUAUUAUUUGUUCAUAUUUUAAAUAUGGAAAUUGGCGUGAGGCCCCUAGACCAAACGCUUAUGAAAUAUUAUUGGGAUAUGAAAAUUCUUAGUAAACAAAUAUGCAUACUACAACUCAAAUAUUCUUACUCGAUAAACACUCAUAGAGCGAAGUAACGACGACGACGACGACGACAACAACGACAAUAAUAACAACAAAAGAAAAAAAAAUAUUUAUGAAGAAACUGUUGUGUCAAACCAUAUCGUAGCAAUUGAUUUAUUCAGAAUUAUCAAGUAUUUCGAAUUGCAUCACAUCUCAAACUCUGCCGCCUCGUGCGCUCACCGCAUUUUACAUUUGCACAACGGUUUCCUGAAUAAAUUAUUAUUUCGGUAUUGUUUGUAAUGAAGCAAUACAAAAAUAACAAACCAACAACACCAAACAAAACCUAGUCUCAUAUUCUAAUGAGCUCUGAUUUCUCUGAAAACUGGCGGCUAGUAAUGAGUGCGGUCGUUUUAUUUGUAGCUAGGUCAUAUCGAAACAAUAGAAUGAAUACCAGGUAUUUUUUGUGUGUGUGUGUGUUUUUUUUUGUCAAGGUUUCCGAUGCGUUUUCGUCUCAAGGUGCAUGCCUUUUUAAUCCGAUUUAUGCUCAACAGUCCUCAUUCUCCGGGUGAAAUGUAUAAAUUUUGGGGUCGUUUUAUGAUUCUUCUUUCUCUCUUUGUUUGUUUAUUUGUUUUUGUUUUUUUUUUGUUAUUUCUGCCGAAAAUUGGUAUUUUAUUUUCUUUCACUCUAUCGCCUAAUCUGGUGAACUCGUGAACUGUGGCUGUAAAUUGUUUUGAUUUGACUUCUUCCUGUGGCUUUUAUUUUCGGUCGUCGUCGGUUGUUGUUGUUGUUGCCAAAAAAUUAUCUGUUUAUUCUUCGUUGCUAUUGCUGUGCGUUGUAUCCAGUUGGCCGCUCGAAAAAUUAAAACCAAUUUUCUAUUUAUGCCACGGUGCUAGACAUGGUAUUUGGUUUUCUUUUUCUUUUCUUAUUUGCAUUAUGUAAGGCCAUGACCCGGUUUGUGUUCGUUAAAUGACUCGUAAGUUGAAAUUUUUCCAUACCAAAUCACACAAACACAUAAAAAUGAACACAACAAGAACAAUAAUAAAAAAAAAGCCAACACCAUCACCAUCGAAAUAAUAAAACUGAAGAGUUCGCCAGAACUCUUCACCGUUAUGGACACGAAGCUGUUGCAACUGAGACGGCAGCAGCCAAUUAAUGUCUUCAUCCGAUAUGAAGCCCCAAUCUUGCGUCUUGCUACAAGGCUAUGCUAUGUAUAUUAUAUGCUUGCAUCGCAUUAAGCAAAUAUUUUGAUUUAAGAGAAGCUGAGAAAACGAUGUAGAGAGAGAGAGAGAGGGAGAGAGAGUGUGUAUUUUCCAUUAAUUCUCCGUCAUUAAGUUUCUGAGAACAAGCAGCUCCUUGUCUUGUGAUGCACGAAAAAUUCCCGGUUAAGGAAACAAAACACAAAUGCAGUGAAUCGUUUCAUUAUUACUAGAGAAAGAGAGUAGUUGGUGGUUAGUUACUUCAUUCAUCCUCCUCCUCUUCUUCUUCUACUUCGUCUUCAUCAUCCUAUUUGCCACAUUUUAUAUUUUAUCUGAGAGACAGAAAGUUGGGAACAUUUUCAAUGCAAUGGUUUUCAUUAGCACCAUAUCAUAAUUAUCGUUGGACUUUAUACUCUCUUUUUUUCCUUUUCAACUUGCAUUGAAAUUUGAAACAGUUCACAUUUCGUGUGUAUGCCAUCAGUUGUCGAUAGAUGAGUAUAUGUGUGUGGGUGUGUGUAUACACUGUACAUGCGUGUAUACACUGUACUUUUUUGUGCAUCGGGAAGAGCGUAUAUUUAUGAAAUAUGCUUCUCUACCAUAUAACAGUGUUACUUUUGAUCUCAAAGAGAAAUCAAGUAUCCUCUUUGCAUCGUCGUUUGUGUAAUAUAAACAAGCGUGUGAAAUAUAAACGAAUGACUCCUUGAAAAUGAAUGAAAUAUAGCCAAGAGAUGUACUGACUGAUACGAAAUGUAAAACGAACGAAAGAAAAAGGAACGAAAACCAAACACACAGAGAUAGAGAUAUAGAGCGAGAGAGAGGUGAGCGUGAACGCGCGAUCGUGCUAGACAAAACAGACUCAAGAGAGACAUUAAUUGUAUGCGAUUCAAAUGAAUGGAUCCGUGGUGCUCACUAGUAAAAGCAAGUUUUAGUCGGUCCGGAUAGUCAGAGAUCCGAUUAACGACCAAAAUUAUAGAAUUGAGCGAAAAUUAGCGAACCGCUUCAUGUAUAGAUAUAUACGUGUAUAUAGGAUACAUAUGUAUAUACUUGGAAUAUCUUUCUUUGAUAGUGCGUUGAACGCCCAAAAAGAAAGGAAAAAAAAGACCAGAAGAAAGACAGAAGAGCACACACAAAAAAACGACGACUCAGGGUUUGCGAAAAGCAAGGCAAGUGACCGGGCGACAGUGAGCAAUGAACACAAACGGCUGCUGGCGAAAGCAGGCAAGCAAGAGACAAGAGGGAUUUCGAUAGAACACACACACACACACACAUUAUUCAUGUUUGGUGUCAGCCUUAGUCAUCCACACAACUAAUUAUAGUCAAGAGUGCCCGUUAUACAUACAUAUUAUAUAUUUUAAUCCGAACAAUAUUUCGUAUUAAUAAUAAUUCUCUAAACUUAUUUAUUGCCUGAUAUUUGAUUUCUGUCUUUUUUUCUCUCUCUCUUCCACUCACUCUGUCGUCGCCACAUUAGAGAGAGGGUAUUGUGUGGCUUGAACUUUUCAUCAUAUUUAUGUUCGUCUGUCUGGCGAUGAAUUUUAUGACCUGACUUUUUGAAAGAAGAAGACUAAAAGAAAAAUGACAGUGUCUAGAAAUUCGCGCAAUCGAAAUGCAUACGCACACACACACAUACACUCAUUUCGCGAUUUUACCUAGGUUUUACGAUCAAAACAAUAUUCAAACCGAAAUGAUAAAUAAUAAAUUUCUAUAUCCUUAAUUAUAGUUGUGAGUGUGGAUUGAAAUGUCUUUUGUCGUUCGUUCUGUUUUUUUUUGCUUCUUCUGUGUUUUGUUGUUCGUCGUUGCGUGAAAGAUCAAUGCGAUGCGGCCCAUUCUAAGCAUUUAAAAUGCGGUCGCAAGACAAGAAUGUUUAAAGCCAGUGUAAAUUCCAAUGAAUCACGAAAAAGAAAAAAAACGAAUCAAAAGGGAAACAACAUUGCAACAGCAAAACUGUUUAUCAACAACAUUCAAGUUAUUCGAAACACACAGUGUGUAUGGUGUGUGUUGCUGUUGUUCUUUAUUAUUAUUAUUUUUUUGUCGUCAUAUCUUCGGAAUCGAAACCGUUUUCUAUUUUUUUCUUCUUUCAAUAUUCACAUUUGUGUGUUUGCACAAAUCAUUCAGAAGAAGCAGCAGCAGCAGCAAUAACAAAUCGCAUGAAAACAAGGAAUAAUAUGCUCUUUUGCACAUAUAAUAACAACACAUGCAUACAUAGACAAACAAACAUACACGUACACACACACAAAACGGCACAGUUGAAUUUCUCGCACUGUAUGAAUUUACAUGCUGUCUCUCCCAAUGGCCAAAUAGCAAACAAAAUACACACACGAACACACACACACACACACACACAUGCACAUUUACAACCAACGGUCGUCACCAUUUCAAGCAUACACACAAGCAUGCAUUGGCACAGCACUACACACAAUCAAUUCGCAAUAAACAAAGCAACCCGACGAAACGGUUUUAUUUUUCGUCUUCUUCAUGUAAAUUUUCGUCUUAUGUUUUUCCAACGUAAGGUCUCACCACUUCUCAAGUUUCGUUAUGCGCUUUUUUUCUCCUUCAAUAUUAUCGUGGGAUUCGUUGUGUUUUGGUUGCUGCUGCUGCCGUUGUUGUUGCUAUCUGUGUGUAUGCGCCGCUGUAUGUGCAAAUGUAGUUGUUGGUUUUGGUUUCAGUUUCGUUGUAUGUGUGUGGUGCUCUGUGCUGCUUGUCUUGUGCUGUGCUGUGCUGUGCUGUGCUGUGCUGUGCUGUGCUCGGUGUGUAUGUGCUACAAGCCACGAUUGUUUGAAAUUGAUCCAGAAAAGUGCAAGAAAGUCGCAGUCACAUUUUUAUUUUUAUAUAUUACACACAAUUUUAUUUUCAUAAACUAGACGCAGUCAUCAACACAACACAAAACAGUGCACGUUUGAUCCGGCGCUCGCGUUGAAUCAAACGUAAACCAGACAAACAAAACAGUAAAAAUGCGUGAAUUUCUGCUGCGUUAGCUAAAUUAAAAGAGAAAUAUAAAAAAAACGGUGUUUUCUCUCUGUAUUGGCUGGCUGGCUGUUGUUAUUGUUGGUGUUUUGUUCAAAGCAAAUAGAAAACAACAACACAACAACAAGAACUAAAUACGAUUCAAGUAAUAAAGUAUACGAGAGUUGAAAAAAGAAAUAAAUAAAAAAGAGACGCGAUUGAAGAAGAAGUACAAGCAACAGCAGCAACAAGAAGUGAGAGAGCAAAGAAAAAAAAAAUGGGAAAAAGAGACAUUAUUUCGUCGUGUCAUUGUUUCGGCUGCGUUUGUUUGAUGUGAGAAAGAGUGUGUAAUUAAAAACCGAAUGCUGUGUGUUACAUGGCUUAAGUGCAAAUAAUGUGACAAAGACGAAAAUGAGAAAAGAAAAGAGAGUGUUUGCUUCCCUUUGAAGAUUUCCCCAGCCGAACACAAGAAAUACGUACACAACAAGCACAACGACACACACACAUAGAACAAAAACAAAAACAAAAAUUGCAAAGAGUGAGAGAGCACAUACGUACAAUAAAUGAAAUAGACAAAAAUAAAACAAAUACGUUAUAAUAAAAUUAACGGCUUUUUGUUCGAACGCUGUGCAAAUGAGCGUUUAGUGCAAAUCCGAAACGUUUCGAAAAAAGAGUUAUAUAUACAUAUUAUGUUUUGAUAGAGAGACAGUGACACAAGGCACUGCUGUUCCCUGUGUGUUUUUUUUCGUUACUCUCGCGCGCGCAAUUACUAACUUCAUCUGAUUUGUGUUUUGUGUUCAGUUUUUUUUUGUGCUCUGUUGUUGUCCGUUUGUCUCUCCGUCUCGUGAUAUUAUUUAUUUUUUUUUGUUUCUGUUCACUUCGGUCUGUCGAUGUCUCUCUUACUCUUGCUCCGACUCUAUCGAUCCAGUGCUUUUCGAGCAAAUUUUCAUAUUUGCUAUUUUGUGUACAUUUCGUCGACAUUGUCGUCUGUAUAUAUAUCGUGAAAUCAAAUUGGGACAUACACGACAGGCAACAACAACAACAACAACAACAAAAAUGGUCAUAGAGAAAAUUUGGUGGAAGAGACUGUUUCAACGGAAGCCGAUGUUAGCCAUGCAAGAUAAAUCUGGAUUGAUACAAGAGCCAAUUAUAACAAGUCCAGACAUUCGACGAGCAGUGACCACAAUAGGCCAACGCGAAGAAGAGAAUUUAUUGCCAACAAAUACACAAAUCAUUGUACCAAAUAUAGAGAUAUUGCCAUCACAGAUGACCAAAUCACAACAGGCAACAAUGGUGAACGAGGCAGCGACGUGCUCAUCAACGACAACAGCCAAUGUUGUCGAUACCAUCAAUUCAAAUACAAAUACACAUGCAAACAGUAACAGAAUGUCAACCCCAUCAAUGAAUGAACAAAAUCAAGUGUCCACACGACCGCAGUCACAGCAUACGAAUAAUUCCCAUACAACUGGCACAAAUAGCAACAACCCAUCAUUGGCAUCAACACCAACAUCAGCAACAACAAAUAACACGAGCGGCGGCAGCAAUGCACGUACCGCCCGACGAACGGCCAACGAUUAUCGCUUUGGCAAAACCAUCGGCGAGGGAAGCUUUUCAAGUGUCUACAUUGCCCAGGACAUUCACACGAAAAAAGAAGUAGCGAUUAAAGUGUGCGAGAAACAAUUGAUAAUACGUGAGAAAAAGGAGCGAUAUGUGAAACGUGAACGCGAAGUGAUGCACAUGCUGAGCAAUACAUCGGGUUUUGUUAGCCUUUUAUGCACGUUCCAGGAUACAAGAAACUUGUACUUUGUCAUGACGCUGGCCAAAAAUGGUGAUCUGCUACCGUACAUCAAUAAAGUCGGCUCGUUUGAUUUUAAUUGUACGCAAUUCUAUGCGGCCGAACUGAUUUUAGCCAUUGAACAUAUGCACCGUAAAGGGAUCGUGCAUCGAGAUCUGAAACCCGAAAAUAUCCUAUUGGACGAGAAUAUGCAUACGCUUAUCGCUGACUUUGGUUCGGCGCGCAUUUUGGACGAACGAAAUGGUGAAUCGGAUUUUGAAUCUCGCAAACGAACCAACAGUUUUGUUGGCACCGCACACUAUGUAUCACCGGAAAUUUUAAAGGGUGAACAAUUAACCAAAGCCGCCGAUUUAUGGGCGUUUGGCUGUAUAAUUUAUCAAAUGAUCUCCGGUUUGCCGCCAUUUCGGGCGGGCAGCGAGUAUUUGAUAUUUCAAAAGAUUUUGGAACGUGACUUAAACUUUCCCGAUGGAUUUAAUAAACUUGCAAAAGACUUAGUGCAACGCCUUAUCCAAAUCGAGCCCAUCAAGCGGCUGGGUGCAAAAGAUCAAAAUGAUUUAUACGAAAGUAUACGAAACCAUGAAUUUUUCGAUGGCAUCGAAUGGGACAAGUUGCGAAUACAAACACCGCCACCGAUCCAUCCGUAUUUGCCGGGCCUCGAUGGGAACGGUGACGAAGAGACCGUUGAAUAUAAAGUACCUGAACAUCUGGAACCAGGACUUGGUGAUGAACAACUGAGAAGACUGCUUGAACUAGAACUGGGCACAUCGAAUACAUCCAAUCACAAGAAACCGCCACCAGAGCCUAAAGAAAUUGAACAAACAACGGUGACUGUUCAAAAGGACGAUAACAAAUGGCAGCAAUUUGUCGAAGGCGAAGUAAUUGUGAAACAAGGAUUUGUCAACAAGCGAAAAGGAUUAUUUGCACGCAAACGUAUGCUAUUGCUAACCACCGGACCGCGCCUAUUCUACAUCGAUCCCGUGCAAAUGGUGAAAAAAGGUGAAAUCCCCAUGGGCCCAGAACUGCACAGUGAAGCGAAAAAUUUUAAAAUUUUCUUCGUGCAUACGCCAAAUCGAACAUAUUAUUUGGAAGAUCCAGAGGGUUAUGCGCUGGAAUGGUGUCAGUCAAUAGAUAGUAUGUGCCAAAAAUAUUUUGGUAAUCCAUCAUAAUUUAGAUGCAAGUAAAAAUAGAUGGAAAGUGUUAGUUGGUGCGCGUAUGUGCAUGAGAUCAUGUUUGCCAAUCAAACUGACACAAGAACAACCAAACAGUUCACUGCGAUAAGGCCGUAAUAACGGCAAAAAAUUCUGCGGCCAACAUCACGUGUGCGAUUGAGAGAUGAUUGAAAGGCAAAUGGCUCUUGCAACUUACCAUGCACUUGAAUAUUUAUUUAUAAUAAAAAAAUUGAAAGAAAAACACAUGAUAGGAAAAACAACUAAACUGAAAUUAGGCUAGAUACAAAAAAAAAACACUUAGAUAGUCACGGAAUAAAAAUUGAAAAAUAGAAGAAAAAAACAAUUAUUUAAUGAAAAGAAACAAAAAAAAUUAAACAAAUUUACUGAAAGCAACAGAUAACCGAUAAAAAAGAUAUGUGUGGGAAUUGGUUUUUCUUCUUCUUUUUUUUUUUCGUUUGUUUUGGGGCGAAUCAUGAAUGUGUGUGAAAUAGUAGAAAAAGGUGAAUGAAUGAUAGUCAAAUUAUUCGAAUCGAAAUGAACGAAUGCGAUCAACAGGAUAAUGAACGAGGUCAAGGCCCUGAAGGACGAGAAAUUAAAAUGACAAAUUGAAAAUGUGAUUUUCUUGUCGUAGACGUUGACGCAUCCGUGUGCUUUGAUUCGAUCGAUUUAAAGUGUGUGAAGUGAAAAAAAUGAAAUGAAACAUAUACAGUGCAUUGUGUGUAUUUGAAGUGAACAUAGAAAAAAAAAACACAAAAUAAUAUUCAAGCGAGUGAACGAGAGGGAAUGAAUUAUAAGAAUCUAGAAUAAAUGAUAAUUGUAAAGGUAUCAAAAUUGAACCGAUAGAUAAGCGAUUGGACCUUACAAUUGAGAGACGAAAAUUGAAAAGUUAAAAAUAGAAAAACAAACCCACACACACAGCUAGCAAUUUAUAAACAAAGGAGUAAAACCAUCCAAUAAUUUAAAUUAUUUAUUAUUUAUUUGUUAAAUAAAAUGAGAGCAAGAGAGAUAAAACACAUGAAAACAAACACAUACACAUACAUAUAUAUAUAUAUAUAUGUGAAGGCGCCGAAGCCAAGCUAGAUGAAAUGCUAGAAAAUAAGGAAACAAAGAUUUAGUGAAAAGAAAAAAAAAACAAAGUGUUACUUUUCAUUUCAGAGAGCUGCAAGACAACAGAAGUAAUAAAAGAAACGAAGGAAAGAAAAUGGAAGAAAGAAAAUGGAGGAAAAAAAAUGAAGCGAAUAGUAGUAACCGAAAAAAUAAUUUAUUACAGGAACAAUAAAACAAA